CGCCGCCGACGUUAGGAUGGCAGCGCCGCACGGUGGCCCGCUCUGAAAAGCAACCCGGGAUCCGAGCACUUUUUCCGGGGGGUUGAGGGGGGGGGGGCUUCAAAACAAAACAAAAACAAAAAAAAGGGGGAGACUAUCUCGACAGCCACUGGGACUUAUAAGACUGCUUUUUUAUUAUUAUUAUUUUUAUUAUUAUUAUUAUUUGAUCGGUUUUCGGGGAGCGACCGAUGAACUCUAUGAGGGAGCCUUUAAAUCUCGACCGCCAACCGCACCACACGUUUCCCGGGACUAAACUCGCUUCCGCCAUGGCGUCCGGUUUGCAGCCGCUGGUGCGAGCCCCCGCGGACUCCGGCAAGCACCGCAUGGACGCGCACGCGGUGUCGGACACUUCCAGUCCGGAAACCGGCGAGAAAGAGAAGAGCCAGAGCAAGAACGACGACUCGUCGGACGACCCGUCCAAGAAGAAGAGACAGCGGCGUCAGCGGACUCACUUCACCAGCCAGCAGCUGCAGGAGCUGGAGGCCACCUUCCAGCGCAACCGCUACCCGGACAUGAGCACGCGCGAGGAGAUCGCCGUGUGGACCAACCUCACCGAGGCCAGGGUUCGGGUGUGGUUCAAGAACCGUCGCGCCAAGUGGAGGAAACGCGAGCGCAACCAGCAGGCCGAGCUGUGCAAGAACGGCUUCGGCCCGCAGUUCAACGGACUCAUGCAGCCCUACGACGACAUGUACCCGGGAUACACGUACAACAACUGGGCCGCCAAGGGCCUGACGUCGGCCUCGCUGUCCACCAAGAGCUUCCCCUUCUUCAACUCCAUGAACGUCAACCCGCUGUCGUCGCAGGCCAUGUUCUCGCCGCCCAACUCCAUCUCGUCCAUGACGUCCGGCAUGGUGCCGUCGGCCGUGGCCGGCUCCAGCCUCAACGGCCUCAACAACCUGAACAACCUCAGCGGGCCGUCGCUCAACUCGGCCGUGGCGGCGCAGGCUUGUCCCUACGCGCCGCCCACGCCGCCCUACGUGUACCGGGACACUUGCAACUCCAGCCUGGCCAGCCUGAGACUCAAAGCCAAGCAGCACUCCAGCUUCGGCUACGCCGGCGUGCAGAGCCCCGCCGCGAACCUCAGCGCUUGCCAGUACGCCGUGGACAGGCCGGUGUGAGACGGGCGCCCGCCCCGCCCCACCCCGACGCCCACGCCCACGCCCACCCGCCGCAGAUUACACUAAAAAAACACACACACACACACACAGCACCACUUUGGGAAGGGGAUGUACAGAAAUGCAAAACAAAAAAAAACAAAAAAAGAAAAAAAGAAAAAAAACCAUGGUGGUCAUUUUGCAUCCAGAGGAACAACAGACUACUAUUACUAUUACUAUUCUAUUCUUUUUUUUUCUUCCAAAAAGGGCACUAAAAUCUGAACCACUGAAUUGUUUUUCCUUACGUGUUAUUCCCCUAUUCGUUGUCUAAAAAAAGUUGUGUGCGUAUAUAUAUAUAUAUAUAUAUAUAUAUAUAUAUAUAUAUACAAACCUCUCCAAAGCUAUGGGGUUCAAUUUAUUAACGCAUGCGUGGUGGGGAAUAAAUAUUAAGGAAUCAUGCAAACACGUUUAAAAAAAAAAAAAAAGGGAAUGUAAAUAUUAAAACGCACCGCAGUGGUGUGUUUCUAACAUAAUAUAAAAUUAUGACUAUUAUUAUUAUUAAUGUCUGUGUGAAUAUCGAUUUUAGACUAGCAAUCCUAGAGGAAGAAGAAAACUCAUUAAAAUGUUCCUGUAACUAUUUGGUACGGAUUCCCCCCCCCCCCCCCCCUAAAAAAAUGUGUUUUAUUUAAUGGAAGUAAAUAUAUUGU
This is a messenger RNA of Phycodurus eques (leafy seadragon), 1840 nucleotides long. It is a transcript of the gene pitx2, whose product is annotated as paired-like homeodomain 2. Gene Ontology annotation, cellular component: nucleus. Gene Ontology annotation, biological process: anatomical structure morphogenesis; regulation of transcription by RNA polymerase II. The transcript is spliced from 3 exons. NCBI's taxonomy places the organism in Eukaryota, Metazoa, Chordata, Actinopteri, Syngnathiformes, Syngnathidae. The coding region runs from base 228 to 1157 and encodes 309 amino acids. Gene Ontology annotation, molecular function: DNA-binding transcription factor activity, RNA polymerase II-specific; RNA polymerase II cis-regulatory region sequence-specific DNA binding. The record is from RefSeq and is a predicted model, not a curated record.